UUGUCUAACAACUGUCUGGUUUCUUUAUACAAUUAGUGGUUCAAGCAUUUGAUAAUUUAGCACUUUUUGGGGCAUAUUGUAUAUAAACAACGUUGUUUUUUUUGUUUUUGGUGAAAAAUUAUUUAUUCAUAAAUAGAAUAAAUUAAAUUGAAUAAAAAGAUUAAUACCAAAAAUUACUUCUACGAAAUUUUAGUAUCCGGAGUAAUGGUUUUCACCAAACUUUAUUUUUCUACGGUCUUGUUAGUUUUGGGGACAGCAGGUGCGAUAACUCUUAACAAUGGACGAUAUGAAGAUGUUUAUAUUGUUAUACAGGACAUUAUUGAGGAAAAUCUAGAACUUCUUGACAGGAUUCAGGAUGUUUUCACGGAUGCCUCGAAACUUUUGUUCACUGCAACCAAAAACCAAGUCUACUUUGGCAAGAUCAUAGUAGUUGUUCCAAAGUCAUGGAGUCCGCAGACGAAGUACAAAGAGCUACCAGCUUUGUCAUCAUUGGAAACAUACAUCAAUAUUGAGACUGGGAGAAUAAGCUCACCCCACGUUAGAUCAAAGAGUUAUCAAUGCGGACAAGAAGGUUUAGCAAUGUAUAUACAACCCUCAUUCCUACUUCAGGCUGGUCAAACGAGUUGGGGGAAACAUGCUAAUGUUAUCGUUCACGAAUGGGGUCAUCUACGUUGGGGGCUAUUUGAUGAAUAUCCAGAUAGUUUUGGAAGACUUCCAAAGUUUUAUCCGCAUGCAGGGGAAUGGAAGCCAGUGAGAUGUUCGCAUAAAAUUCAAGGCACAAUAGGUCGAGGAGGAAAAUGCAGCGCAAGGCUUGCACAAAAAUAUUGUAACGCAAAGAAUUCGGGCAAGAAGAUGAGGAGCACCUGCUACUUUUGUCCAAACACAGAGCAGAAUGAAGAUGUUACUGCUAGUUUGAUGGGAUACCAAUUUAUUGAACAGCUCACAAUGUUUUGCGACAAAGAUGAAGAGUCUGUCAGGGAGCAUCAACGCCAUAAUAGCAUAGCACCUAACGCACAAAAUAAAUUUUGUAACGGCAAAAGUGCAUGGGAGGUAAUGAGAGAACAUGAUGAUUUUAAGAAUAGUCCAGAAACAUUUCCAAGUGCUACAAAUACAACUCCAGAAUUUGAAUUCAUCCAAGAAGGUGACAUUUUCCGAAUAUUUGUGCUGGACGUUUCUGGAAGCAUGGAUGGUAACAGAAUUGCACUUUUGAAGCAAGCAGGAGAGUAUAUCAUUCGGCAGAGGAUUGCUGUUGGAAGUUGGUUGGGAAUUGUGACAUUUAAUAGCUUUGCUUACAGAAAUAUAGAAUUAACACAGUUAAACUCACAGGAAGAUCGUGAUAGGUUGAUAAAUGCCCUACCUACAAAUGCUGAUGGUUUCACCUGCAUUGGAUGUGGUAUUAAUUUGGCCAUACAAAUGUUUUCAAAUGAACUAACUAUACCUGAAAAUGGCGAAAUAAUUCUCAUAUCAGAUGGAAGAAACAAUGAGGGAACUCUUGAUUUGGCUAGAAUGAAUGCUAUCAAUGCCAAAGUUAAGAUCAAUACAAUAGCUGUUUCCCAGCAAGCAGACACACUCCUUUCUGAUAUCGCCGCGGAAACUGGAGGAAAGUCUUUCACAUAUUUGGAAAAUGGAAAUUUUAGCUUUGCAGCGGUUUUCAACGAAGCAAUAUCGGGAGGAGACACUGUAACUUUAGCGGCUAGUCAAUCUGUAACGUUACUUUCGGAGAAAAUCUCUCAUAAUGUAGCAAACACUACAUUUUCAAUAGAAACUGGCCUAGGUAAAAAUACAUCUGUAACAGUGUUAACAUCAGUAGAUGACAACAUACAUAUACAACUAAAUGGUCCAGCAAACUUCACUAAAAUAGUGAGCGACUAUGGAAACAGUGCUACUAUAAGAAUUGAUGAUAUAGCCGAGAUUGGCGAAUAUAGUCUGACAAUCAACACCUCAGCCUCUGAACAGGAUAUCGAGUAUCAUGUGACGUCGUCACCAACUAACACGACCAAUGACGUCGUACGUGUAGUAUCAAGACUUUCAAAAUCUAGUGUUGACUUAUCAUCUGAGGAUUUGCCGGUAGUCUUUGCAGAUGUCACAAAAAGUAACGCCCCAGUAAUAAAUGUAACGGUAACAGCUACCGCCGAAUCAGCCACAAAUCCUCCUUGUACGCUACAUAUGUCCGACAAUGGCAUUGACCCGGACCGCCUGAAAAAUGACGGAACUUACUCUUGUUACAUUUUACCCGGCUGCCUAGGAUCUGGACGCGUACAGAUCAAAGUUAAAGCAUCUGGCAAGGAUGGAGAAACAUUUCUUUUGUACAGUAAUACAGGUUCUGCACCUCAAGAUGCAAAUGACACAUUGAUAGAGGAAACUAUUGUUGAUUCCUUUCAACGAAAUGUUGUAACAGAGGAACUUUAUAUAUCAAACUAUAUAAAUGAUGAUUCAGUGGACACUAUAGCACCAGGCAUGAUAACAGAUGUCGAAAUUAAUAAUAUCGAGACCGAAACAAAAGAAAAUGGAGAAAACAGAAACUUAACAAUCACUUGGACUGCAACAGGAGAUGAUAAAAACCAGGGACAAGCCACGUCAUACGAAAUGAGAAUUGCAAGUGACAUUGGUACUCUACGUGACAAUUUUGAAUCUGCGGAGCACAUAAAUUCGACGAAUUCAACUAAUAGUAUAUUCCCACAAGUUGUUGGAACGAGAGAAGCGUUAAAACUUGUUGUAAAUGCAGAACAUUCAUAUGUAGAAACCACUUUCUUUGCUGUACGUGCUAUCGACGAUGCAGGCAAUAAGGGUCCUGUCUCAAAUAUUAUUUCUAUUAUAGUUGCGAGUGGUUUCCGUGUAUCCGGCGAACAAGGUUAUGCGAUUGAUGAGACAGAAGAUGAUUUCAUUCGAGACGAAGGAGAAUCACUGACGCAAUCAACCGAUAAGCUAAAUAUCCGACCAAUAAUUAUCGGGGUUUCUGUUACUUUCGGUGUGCUUCUGUGUGUGGCAAUUGUUUUCUUAAUUGUCAAAAAAACGAAAACACAAAAUUCGGCGGUAACAGAUAGUUGUGUAUCGGUUCGCAACGAUGACAGUUCUAUGACUAAGGUAAUACCCUUUCAGUCAAAUCAUCGGAAACGUUCUUUUGCAUCCACUUCAUUACCACCUAGACAAUCAUUACAAGCCUUUGGUAUUUCAUCCCCGGAAAUUCCAUUCCAAUUAAAAUCAAGCCAAACAAAUCUUCAAAAUGAAACUUCAGUCCAAACUAUCAACUGUUCUAAUCAAGAACGUAAAGAUGAAAUUGCUGUUGGAGACGUUGCGACUGAAUCAAAACAGUUUGGUAUUCAAGUAAAUACCGAAUUCAAAACCGCAGACCAGAGAACCGAGUCCGAUGAACAAAGACACAAUGAUGCACAAUCGAAAGAAAUUAUUAACGAUGAGACUAUUAUAUAUAUAGAGGCUGGUAUGGAAGAGUUUACUGAACCAGAUGACUACAUAACACAGACCAUAAGGAACCCAUUCCCCGUUAUUAAUAUUCCAUUUAAUAUGACAAACAAAUGCACAUCGGUCAAUAAACAUGUUCCGGUGGACAAUGAAGACGUCGAGAUUAUUAAUUCGAAGGGAAAGCAUCAACUUCUUCAGAGUUUACCGCCACUUCCAUUUUCAACGGAUGCGAAAUUGGAUCAAAGUCAUCCUCCGCCAAACAUGGCAUUGCAUAUCCUUGACCCAAGUGAUUACGGGACAGGCAAUAAACCAUAUGCUUUCCCCUUUCCGUUCAGUGGUGUCAGCAAUCCUUUGAGAAAUUCAAAACAAACGACAGUCGAUGAGGACGAAAUUGACGAUAUUUUGAACGAAGCAGAUGCGGAAACAGACACUGAUGAAUUACAGAGCCGAACAGACAGUCAGAUGUCAACAAAACACUCGGAUUACAGCUCAAACGAAAAUGAAAAUCAUGCAUUUGGUGAUGAUAACGGGCCUCAGGAUUGCUUAAAAGAUGACGAAACACUUGUCGACAAAGUAAAAGACAGUCAUUUUAAAGGUUCGAAGGAGAAUGUUUCUGAGGCAGAAAAUGCUUAAUUCAAUAAAUGUCAUCAUGAUAUAAAAUAAUAUGAAAAAACAAGGAAAAUUGUACGAAGUAAUAUUGACUUGUACUUAAUCCAAAGUUAACAGCUUAUUGAUAAAAAUGUUAUAAAUAACGCCAAUUAUCAUAGAAGUCAAGGUUAAGUUGGUAAAAAUACCAAACUAAUGAAUACAAAUUGAAGAAAAAAUACAGAAAUUGUAUUUUUAUAAAUACGAUUGAAUUGACAUUUUUCUAUGGUUAUCUGUUAGAUAAUGUUUUAAUAAAAAUCUUAAUCAAUUGCAAUGAAGUUUAGAAUUUCAUUAUGGUAUUUUAGCAAUGUAU
Ruditapes philippinarum (Manila clam) is the source of this 4378-nucleotide messenger RNA. RefSeq names its product calcium-activated chloride channel regulator 1-like. The record is from RefSeq and is a predicted model, not a curated record. The transcript is spliced from 14 exons. NCBI's taxonomy places the organism in Eukaryota, Metazoa, Mollusca, Bivalvia, Venerida, Veneridae. Bases 205 to 4053 code for a protein of 1282 amino acids.